AUGAGACCUCCUCAGAUUCUCAAUCUUCUCGAAGAUGCAGCUGCCUACAGCUCUCACAACAGUAUUGUUGCCUACUCCCUGGGCGCUUCCAAGCCUCGGGAGAUUAGAUAUGAUGAGUUACGUGCUUUGGCAGUAUUCAAUGGAAAGCUUUUGCGAAGAGUUUUGAACCGCCAAGAAGGCUCAAUUGUUCUCAUUCACUUUGAGGAUCACCUUGAGAAUAUCAUUUGGUUAUGGUCGACUAUCUAUGCAGGAUAUGUUCCAGCCAUGUCGACUGCAUUCCCUCGCGAUACACACCACUGCGAAAAGCACUUGGCUCACUUGAAGUCUAUUCUCGAUGACCCCAUCUGCCUCACCCGGUCAAGCUUGAUGGGCCAGUUUCCCACGCCUUCCAUAUUGACAGUUCUUGACGUCGAUGAUAUUCUGCAUUCUGCCACUGCGGUGGCAGAGCCAACAGAACAUUGUAUCAGGCAGAAGAAUAAAUGCACUGAUUUGGCUCUCCUGAUGUUGACUUCAGGGAGCACUGGCAACGCCAAAGCUGUUUGCUUGACACACUCCCAAAUCUCAGCCUCGGUUGCCGGUAAAGCAUCUAUGCUCCCCAUCCGUGCCGAGGACAACGAUAUUGUUUCAUUCCUGAACUGGAUACGCCUCGAUCACGUUGGCAGCUUGAUAGAAAUACACAUGCACGCUUUGUUUGUUGGUGUGAGCCAGGUCCAUGUACAGCCCGAAGACAUCAUUGCCACGCCAACACUUUUCCUCGAGAGGAUUCAUCAUCACCGAGUUGUCAGGACCUUUGCUCCCAAUUUCUUUCUUUGCGAGCUUGCCCGUGUGCUCGAGUCUGGGGGUAUUAAUACCACUCCUGACCUCAGUUGCCUGGAAUAUAUUGUCUCAGGUGGCGAAGCAAACCUUGUCGAGACGUGCGUCCGCAUAUCACAACUCUUGGCAAAAUAUGGAGCGCGGGAUAAUGUGAUCGUGCCCGGAUUUGGAAUGACAGAGACCUGUGCCGGCUCGAUAUACAGUCUGGCUUGUCCGUCAUAUGACGUGACACGCCAGCAUGAAUUUGCUUCCCUGGGAUAUUGCGUUCCUGGUAUUGAGAUGAGAGUUAGUGGACCAGCUGGAAGCUUAGAGAUCCGAGGUCCGAUUGUCUUUCCGCAAUACUACAACAACGAGCUUGCCACCGCAGAGGCCUUUACGCCCGAUGGGUGGUUCAAGACAGGUGAUACAGCAAAAAUCGACGCCACGGGUAGACUCUGUCUAUCUGGGCGAACUAAAGAGCUCAUUUCAAUCAACGGAGUCAAAUUCCUUCCGAUCGAGGUACAAGGUGCAAUAGAAGAAGGAAACUUUGAAGGCAUCACGCCUGGAUAUGUCGUUUGCUUCGCUACCCGGCCAGCUGGCGCACCGACAGAGCAAGUUGCCGUUAUCUAUCUGCCAACUUAUGCUCCAGAUAACAUUGAGAUGCGGUAUCAAACGCAGGCUUCUAUCACGAAAGCAGUGCUAGCGUUCACAAGUUCGCGUCCAUACAUUCUGCCACUCGAAGAGCGUCACCUACAAAGAACUGCGCUUGGCAAAUUGUCGGGCUCCAAGCUUCGAUUGGCUCUAGAAAGCGGCGAAUACUGCGACCAAGAGGCAGCCAAUGACUUGGCGGUGAAAACAUACCAGGAAAUGACAUACUGUCCACCAGAAGGCCCAGUUGAAGAGGCCAUUUUAGAGGAACUGGAGAAACUUUUGGACAUUCCUCAAAAGACAAUUGGCGUUGACGCCAUGAUGUUCGAGCAUGGCUUGACCUCGGUGGAUCUGAUGAAGCUUAAGAAACGCAUCGAGCAGAGGCUUCAGCUGAACCCUGAUGACAUACCAAUCAUCACAUUGAUGAAAAACCCAACUGUUCGAGGGCUGGCAAAUGCGCUGCAGGAAUCUGAUACGCCCCAGGAAUACAAUCCUGUCGUUACACUCAACUCCCAAGGAACGAAAACCCCUCUGUGGCUUAUCCAUCCUGGCGUUGGAGAGAUUCUCGUGUUUCUCGGCCUGAGCACUUUCAUUACCGAGCGUCCAGUAUACGCGCUGAGAGCACGAGGCUUCAAUGAUGACGAAAGUCACUUUCUAGAUAUUGCAGAAUGUGUUGCAACCUACCAUGCCGCCAUUAAGAAGAAACAGCCCCGGGGCCCAUACGCACUCGCUGGUUACUCUUACGGCUCUAUGCUCGCAUUUGAGGUUUCCAAGGCCCUCGAGGAAGAGGGCGACGAAGUACGCUUUGUCGGCUGUUUUAACUUGCCGCCACAUAUCAAGUUCCGCAUGCGUCAGCUGGACUGGACAGAAUGCCUUCUACAUCUUGCGUUUUUCCUUGACCUCAUGACUGAAGAUCAUGCUCAAAUUAUACGCCCUGAUAUAUUAGACCUUCCAAAAUCCGAUGCCAUUGUCCAGGUUAUCAAGGCUUCCUCGGUGGAACGGUUAACAGAUCUCUCAAUCACAGCAGCAAAAUUGGAACGAUGGGCCAGUUUGGCUUAUGGAUUACAGAGCAUGGCGCGGGAUUAUGAUCCGAGUGGAUCAGUGGGUAGCAUGGACGUCUUUUAUUGCGAGCCAUUGACUGUCGUUGCUAGUAGCAAGCAACAAUGGCUGGAGGAUCAUCUUCAUCGAUGGAGGGACUUUGUGAGGAAUAGCGAAGUCAAGUACCAUGAUGUUGCCGGACAUCAUUACACGAUGCUUUCUCCCUUGCAUGUGCGUGGCUUCCAAGCAACAUUGCGCAAGGCGUUAGUGGCUAGAGGGUUGUGA
Messenger RNA from Penicillium longicatenatum, 2763 nucleotides. Its product is annotated as non-ribosomal peptide synthetase. The transcript has a single exon. Gene Ontology annotation, molecular function: CoA-ligase activity. The record is from RefSeq and is a predicted model, not a curated record. Gene Ontology annotation, biological process: secondary metabolic process; biosynthetic process. The coding region runs from base 1 to 2763 and encodes 920 amino acids. Lineage: Eukaryota; Fungi; Ascomycota; Eurotiomycetes; Eurotiales; Aspergillaceae.